This is a messenger RNA of Didymosphaeria variabile, 1560 nucleotides long. RefSeq lists its product as uncharacterized. Gene Ontology annotation, molecular function: iron ion binding; oxidoreductase activity, acting on paired donors, with incorporation or reduction of molecular oxygen; heme binding. The record is from RefSeq and is a predicted model, not a curated record. NCBI's taxonomy places the organism in Eukaryota, Fungi, Ascomycota, Dothideomycetes, Pleosporales, Didymosphaeriaceae. Bases 1 to 1560 code for a protein of 519 amino acids. The transcript is spliced from 3 exons.
AUGAGUACUGCCAUCCUACCAAAUGACUUCCGGCUUUCCAGCCCGGCGGGCAUUGCCGUCUCCUUCGGUGCCUUUCUCUCGAUAGUAGCGGCCUACUCCGUCUACAAAUGCAUCUACAACCUCUACUUCCAUCCCCUCUCCCACAUCCCUGGUCCCCUCUGGGCCCGCGCAACACCAAUCCCCUACAUCCUUGGCAUCAGGUAUGGAGACAUGGUGCCAUGGAUCCAGAAGCUCCACGAAAAGUACGGCGACGUAGUUCGCGUGGCACCCAACGAAUGCUCCUUCAUCUCCGGCGAGACUGCAUGGCAAGAUAUCUACGGAUUCCGCACCGGCCGCAACAAGGGAGGCGACACCUUUCAGAAGGAUCGCUACUGGUAUCCCGUCCCUUACACCGGAAGUCCAAGCAUGCUCAUCGCAGACGAUCCGAAUCACUCCCGCAUGCGCAAGAACUUGAGCCACGCCUUCGCCGACAGGGCGCUCAGGGACCAGGAAUCCCUCGUGCAGGACCUCGUCGACUUGUUGAUCCAGCGCUUGAACGAGCGAGUCGCAGAAGGCAAGGAAGCUACAGAUCUGAUGACCUGGUAUAAUUAUACUACCUUUGAUAUCAUCACGGACCUCACCUUUGGCGAGCCCUUGUACUGCCUGCGCGACAAAGGCUACCACCCUUGGGUCCAGCUCGUGCUGGGGUCGCUCAAGGCGGGAGGCAUAAUGUCGAUGCGUCGGCAGUACCCCCUUGUCGCUGCCUACGACCGGUUCCUCUCCAUGUUCAAUAAGAAUUCUGCGGCGCUGCUGAACGCGCGGGAGUCGUUCAUGAAGGCUGUUGCGGAGCAAGUGCAUCAGCGCUUAGAGAGGGAGACCGAGCGCCCUGACUUCUUCACUGCGGUGAUCAAAAACCAGGGAAUCGGGAACAAGGCACUGACAAAGGCGGAGAUGGUAUCGAACUCAACGACACUCAUGAUAGCCGGCAGCGAGACGACGGCCACGCUCUUAUCCGGCGUCACCUUCCUCAUACUGCGCAAUCCUUCCGUCUACGAAAAGUUGAAGAGCGAGAUUCGAAGCUGCUUCACGUCCGCCGAUCAGAUCACCUUCGCGGCAGUAGAGAAGCUCGAGUACACGAUUGCCGUCCUGCAAGAGGCGCUGCGGUACUACCCGCCCGUCCCGACAGGCUUUCCCCGCGUGGCGCCCAAAGGCGGAGACACCGUCUCGGACCGAUACAUCCCCGAGGGAACAGUCGUGUACGUUUCGCAGCACGCGACGAAUCACAGCCCCCGCAACUUCGUCGAGCCGGAUGCGUUUGUCCCGGAGCGAUGGCUGAAAGAUGCGCCGGAGAAAUUUAGACAUGACAACCACGCCGUCAUGAACCCCUUCUCCUUCGGCCCGCGCAACUGCCUCGGCAAGAAUCUCGCGUACGCAGAGAUGCGCGUCAUCCUAGCUAAAAUGCUCUGGCACUUUGAUCUCGAGCUGCAGCCGGGCAUGGACGACUGGCUGGAACGGCACAAGCUGUUUAUGCUGUGGGAGAAGCCUGCGCUGAUGGUCAAAUUGAGUCCGGUCGUGCGAUAG